CGAACUUGAUACUGAGCAGCCUUUUAUCAUUGAGCUCGACAAUGAAGAGUACAGCACACAGACAAUCAGUGGUGUCCUGUCCUUGCAACUUUCCCGUGCAGAAUCAUUCAAGACUGCCACGGUUGCUAUUCAUGGCCACAUCGGGGCUAUGCUAAACAUCGAUACACCUGCACAAGGGCUUAUUCGUGAGACAUUAAUCUCCUCAGAGGUUGAUUUGGUCGCUGCAAACGACACAGAUGGCCGUGGAGUGAUCCGGUUAGAGGAAGGCCAACAAUAUAUCCCUUUCCGAAUUGAUAUUCCUCAACCUGGAAAACUACCACCGACAUUAAUCAACAAACUGGAUACGCCUUAUAUCGACUGGAAAUAUGAGAUCCAUGCCACAUUACGCCGCGAUUAUUUCUUCUCAUCGACUCGUGUUGUCAAACAUGAUUUGAUCUUACGUCGGCCGAUUGAACCAGCCUGUGAUAGCAAUCUGACCACAUCCAUGGAUCGUCCUGGACAGUAUCGCAGUAAAUUGACUGUUCCUGGUAGAAUUGUCUUGGGACAGGAUCGAUUGUUGGCAAAGGCUGAGAUGAAGGCAAGAAACAAGGAGUUCAUGAUCAAGGACGUCGACUGUGCGGUCGUGCAGAUUGAAGAUAUUGACUAUGUUACAAGGAGAGGUCAUGAAGUCGAGAAUGCGAACGUACCUGGUGCUCAUUGCACAGUCAAGUCAUCCCGUCUAGUUUCAUCCAUUGUUUGUGUAGCAAAUGAAGAGAAUGAUAUGGAUUUCGGUCGCUUUUCGCCUAUUGAAUUUGAUCUCCGGCUCGAUAAUGACCAAUUGAUCCCAACAGAACAUGGUCUAGGAUGGCUCAACAUUUCACAUGUACUUCGUUUCACUCUCAACUUCAUGGAUGUCAACCAGCCAGCCCUCAUCACAGAAGUUCCUUUGUUUGUAGGCAACGAAGUCAUCUCCAAGACUUGCUGUCCUGCAAUCAGACCUCAAGACUCAUCUGCACGAUUGAUUAGUUCCUUGAAAAUUGAUGGGGCAGAAGAUCAUCACUUGCAUGGAUCCAAGGAAUCAACGCCAGAGCCUGAGGAUUAAAAAAAAAAUGGAUAGUGUCAUUUUUUUUUUCCUAGUGUGUUUUCACAUUUAAAAGUUACCCAUUUCACCUUAAUAAAAAGUCU
Lobosporangium transversale is the source of this 1164-nucleotide messenger RNA. RefSeq lists its product as hypothetical. NCBI's taxonomy places the organism in Eukaryota, Fungi, Mortierellomycota, Mortierellomycetes, Mortierellales, Mortierellaceae. The record is from RefSeq and is a predicted model, not a curated record. The transcript has 3 exons. Bases 149 to 1081 code for a protein of 310 amino acids.